This is a messenger RNA of Clarias gariepinus (North African catfish), 928 nucleotides long. It is a transcript of the gene npy, whose product is annotated as neuropeptide Y. Lineage: Eukaryota; Metazoa; Chordata; Actinopteri; Siluriformes; Clariidae. The transcript has 4 exons. Bases 263 to 547 code for a protein of 94 amino acids. The record is from RefSeq and is a predicted model, not a curated record. Gene Ontology annotation, molecular function: neuropeptide Y receptor binding; neuropeptide hormone activity. Gene Ontology annotation, cellular component: extracellular region. Gene Ontology annotation, biological process: neuropeptide signaling pathway; feeding behavior.
CUUCAGUCUACAUUCAAACUUUCGAUUAAAACACAAACUCUAACCGGUUCAGUCCGCAGCCGCGCGAACACACCGAUGAUCAAACACUCCGUCAGUGAGUGACAUGCGCGCGCGUCUACUGAUGGAGCGCGUCCCCGUGAGCGCGUCUAUAUAAACCCAGCACACAGCCGCACGAGACUCACAGCUUCCCAGAGAUCAACUGCACAUCUGGAGGAGAAGAAAGCAAGCAGAGCAUCAGCUAACACUGUGUGUUUCUCGCUAGAUGCGUCCUUGUGCAAGCGCGUGUGUGGCCUGGGGUGCGUGCGUCCUGCUUGUGUGUUUGGGCGUGGUUGUCGAAGGCUAUCCAACAAAGCCGGAGAAUCCAGGAGAGGAUGCACCUGUUGAGGAACUGGCCAAGUAUUACUCCGCGUUAAGACACUACAUCAACCUCAUCACGAGGCAGAGGUACGGCAAAAGGUCAAACUCUGAUGCGUUAACCCCGGAUCUGCUGUUUGGAGAGGCAGAGGUGCGACUGCAGCCCAGAUAUGAUGACCCUUUGAUGUGGUGAUGUCAGUAGACAAAAUGCUUGUCCAGUCCAUCAUUUCCAUCACUUCUAGAAGCAGUGACCUCUGACCUUAUGAGAAAUGCCUACAUCCAUGAUGCCAUCGUGUUUGACUUUUGUGAUUUUAUAUGUGGUCCAUCAGGGUACACAAACUUGCUAGUUAAGAGUAACAGUGCUCGGUUUGUUUAGGACAUUGUUGUGCUUGUUUUUAUCUACUAACGGUUGCUUACGAGGUCACUGAACACAUCACUGUAAUGCAUGUGAUCGCCAGCAUCCCGUGUGUAUCCAUAGACGGCCUGUAUUUACAUGUGUUCUAUGUGCUGUAGCUUCCAAUAAAGGUAAACUUUACUGACUGGGGGUAUAAUCGUGCUAUUAAACCACUACAUU